Oryzias melastigma (Indian medaka) is the source of this 4017-nucleotide messenger RNA. RefSeq names its product PR domain zinc finger protein 1. The record is from RefSeq and is a predicted model, not a curated record. Gene Ontology annotation, biological process: regulation of transcription by RNA polymerase II; cell fate commitment. The coding region runs from base 1203 to 3233 and encodes 676 amino acids. Lineage: Eukaryota; Metazoa; Chordata; Actinopteri; Beloniformes; Adrianichthyidae. Gene Ontology annotation, molecular function: histone deacetylase binding; DNA-binding transcription repressor activity, RNA polymerase II-specific; RNA polymerase II cis-regulatory region sequence-specific DNA binding. The transcript has 7 exons. Gene Ontology annotation, cellular component: nucleus; cytoplasm.
UUUUAAUUUUAAGACUCUUUCAGCUACUUUUGUCAGAAAAGUGCUCUACAAAUAAAAUGUAAUCUGAUUUUUAUCUUUUAAUUUUUUUAAAGGAUACAACUUUCAUUUUCUGUGUGACUGACUUGAUCUAUCUGUGGGCUUUCUUUUUUUAUUUGUUUUUUCUUCAUUUAGUUUUGUGGGACAGCCCUCUUGUUGGGGCUCUGUAUGAACACAGCGUAGUUUCGGGGACUUGCCUCACCCUUACCAAAAAAGUAGUAUAUUUAAGUGUACUACAGGUAAUUAAGUGUACUACAAGUACAUUUAGUCUAUACUAAAAUUGAGGCAAUAUAUUAGAAGUUUAUUUUUUACAUGCUUUAUAUGUUGUCCCAAUUUAGUCUUAAGAAGUAUUCAUUUAGUACGGUACAGGUACAUGGUCUCACUAUGCUUAGACUGCAAUAUUCUUGAUAGCUUCAAGUGUCGUACUUAUUAAAUAAAAAAUGCCACGUUUUCCUGUUUAAUCCGAGCGGCUAAAGUUAUUUAAGGUUUCCAGAUCCGGAACCUUCAGCUGUUGAGAAUUCUUGUCACUGAAAGGAAACAGCUGGAUGGGUGUCCUCAGAAAGUGGGGUUUCCUCGUGAGCUGCCAGCUCCACAUCAGCUUUCUGUUUUGUUUGUGCACAGGGGUGUCCCGGCUGGAGCGCACUCUACAGUGAGAUGUAGGUCAAGAUGAUACAGUGGCAGCAGAUUGCUCAUUAGGGGAAAAAAACCAAGCAAAAGUCUAUGAGUGUGUUUUUCAAGGCAACAGGCCGACCAUCUGCUGCUCCUUUAUUCAUUCAUUAAGACGUCUUCUUUGUGCUCGCGCAUGUGUAAGCGCACGCCGGUCAAGUGUACGACGUCACCGUGUUGUUGUCCAAAGCCUGUGGUGAUGUGUCAGAGGGCUUGGUCACGUGGCCGCAGCAGCUCCUGAUUGGCCGUUGAUCCGCGCUGAAAAAGCCUGGCACGGUCGUGGCUCAGGAGUUUGUGGUGAGGCUGGCAGAGGAGCAGAGCGGAUACCUAAACAGCUUAGAGGAGCGAGGAGCGGACGGGUUGGAGAUGACAAACCAAAGACAUGACGCUCAAGAAACUCAAUGAAUGAUUGGCAAUCUCAAAGCUUAAGCCAGAGAACCAAAGCGCGCCUAAACCAAAGCGUCCAUCACCCUUAGUCUGGAACACAUCUAGUCCCAACCAUGAAGCUGGAGAGCACACCGGGAGACAUGGGCAGCUGGAGGGAGAUGGACUUUGCUCUCAACUGCACCUACAUUGUCCCAGACCAAGUGUCGGACCCAAGUUUUAGCCUGCCCAAAGCCAUGACCUCCAUCCCCCGAAACCUCACCUUCAGCUACAACACAGACAACGAGGUGAUAGGGGUGUUCAGCAAAGAGUACAUCCCUCAGGGCACCCGCUUCGGACCCCUGCAAGGAGACAUCUACACCAAAGACAACGUCCCCAAAGAGGCCAACAGGAAAUACUUCUGGAGGAUCUAUAACGGCGGCCAGCUGCAGCACUUCAUCGAUGGCUACGACGUCCACAAGAGCAAUUGGAUGCGCUACGUGAACCCGGCACGCUCCCCGACGGAGCAGAACACGGUGGCGUGCCAGAACGGCCGGGACGUCUACUUCUACACCAUCCGGCCGGUGGAGCCCAAACAGGAGCUGCUGGUGUGGUACAGCCGGGAGUUCAGUCAGCGGCUGUGCAGCCCUCAGGACCAACUGACCCACAAACCGUCCUCUGAGGAAGAGGAGGAAGAGGAGGAGUGUGCCAAGGGGGACCUACCCCUGGUGUGGACGACAGAGAAGGUGCAGAGGGCAGACGAGGAGAAGAUAGACGUGGAGAUGCUGGACAGAGACACUCCUCCAGACACCCCCGACGACCAAAUCAUGGACUUCAGCAAAAAGGUGGAAAUGAAGGACGCAGAGACCUGGGGGGUCCCCCCCUCGCCCCAGCUGGCACACCGGGGCUUGGGUCAGACGUAUCUGCCAGAACAGCUGCAAAGCGCCCCCGGGACCCUCCCCCUGCACCUCCACGGGCUCUACGGCCACAGGGAGGGCCUCGUCUCCUCUUACCCCCUUUACCACCAGUCCAGACCCCUCCAGCCCUCCUACCAGUUCCUGUCCCCGUACCACUAUCCCCGCCUCCUCCUGCCCUCAUGUUCUCCUCCCUUCCCCGGGAUGCUUCCCUCAAGAGGGGCCCUCCAGUACGGCGGCUACCUGAGCGCCGACAGACUGCCGUACCCCCCUAUGGUCCCCCCGACCCUGCUCCCCAUGUCCAUUCCCUACGCUCAGUCCACGCAUGGGGGCCUGAAAGAACAGACGCCCAACGUCUCGCCGCCAAGGGGCUCCCCAGCCACACCCGAGAUGUCCCCUCCCGCCAAACCCGGCAGCCAUCUGCUGACCCCCGAGCCGUCGCCCUCUGGUUGCGACGAGGCCAUGAACCUCAGCGUGGCCAAGAGCGGCACGGCGCCACGAAACGGCCCGGGCCACAAAUCCCUACCCUACCCGCUAAAGAAGCAGAACGGGAAGAUCAAGUAUGAGUGCAACAUCUGCUCCAAGACCUUCGGACAGCUCUCCAACCUCAAGGUCCACCUGCGCGUGCAUAGCGGCGAGCGGCCGUUCCAGUGCGACCUGUGCAAAAAGAGCUUCACCCAGCUCGCACACCUACAGAAACACCACCUCGUCCACACGGGGGAAAAGCCGCACGAAUGCCAGGUGUGCCACAAACGCUUUAGCAGCACCAGCAACCUGAAGACGCACCUGCGGCUGCACUCUGGAGAGAAGCCUUACCAGUGCAAGCUGUGCAACACCAAGUUCACGCAGUACAUCCACCUCAAGCUGCACCGCCGCCUCCACAGCAGCCGCGACCGGCCCUACCGCUGCCAGCUCUGCACCCAGGCCUUCUUCCACCGCUUCUCCCUUUGCAUCCACCAGACCAGCUGCUGCCCGGCUGGCCCCGGCACCAACGCACGCACCGGCGAGGUGGUGGAGCGCUUCGACGCCAGCCAGGAGGCCGCCGCGCUGCCCGAAACCGCCUCGCCGUCUCAGCUGGGGGACGCCGUGGAGCGCUGGCUGGCGCGCACCCUGGAGGGCGAGGGGAAGGAGGACCAGAAGGACGCCGGCUUGCUGCUGAGAGCCCUGACGGCCGCCGUCAGCCCGCCACCGCUCUAUCAGGAGCGGGCCAGCGUCGUCCACCUUCACAAGCGAGUGAAGACGGAGGGCCAGUGAAGAGCACCAAAGGAAAAGCGUUCCAAAGACUGGGCGAAGGCACCGCCCCAGAACUGACCCGCUGUGAAGUAUUUAAAAUCUGUUCACUCAGGUAGAGAAUUGUUUGUCUUCUUGUGCUUUAACUUAUUACCUUUUCAAAGGGAUUAUAUUUAUUUUGUUGAAUCAUAGUUUUCUGUUAGUUUUGAUUUUUUUUAUACCUUUUCCAGUGGAAAAAAAAAACUGGAAUUAGACUCAGGAAGAAUCUGUAUCUGUGCGCCUGGAUUUCUGUCGGGAAAAGAAAAGCAACAAAAAACAGAAAAAUCUGGUGUCAUCUUUUGCCAAAACGAACAACCAAAACCCCGAAUGUGUCGUCGUUGAGUUCCACUUUACAGGGAAGGAAAAAGGAUCGUUUUCCUCACCUGACAUGACCAAAAAAAGACUCAGGUUCACUGUGAAAAACAGCAAAAGCACUCACGCUCUUCUUGAACUUUCUGAAAAGCUUUAACUCAAAUGUCUGUCGCUCAUCCAAAUCGCAGCUGGACAUCAGUACCUCAAAAAAAACUACAAAAAAAGCACAACCUUCUAGGUUUUACAUGAAGUUGUCAAGUAGCAUCAAGUCUUCCUUUUACCACAGAUUUCCAUUUGUAGCUUUUUUUUUUAGCUAAUUUUUGUACAGAAUGUUUGUUGAUGUAGUUUAUUUUUGCUAACAGGUUGUGACAUGUCAAGAAUUUAUAUGUGAGAGACUAUUUUGAUGAUACUUUUAUAUUUCCAUGAUGUAGCACAUUAAAGAUAUGGUUUCUACAAG